This is a messenger RNA of Brugia pahangi, 954 nucleotides long. NCBI's taxonomy places the organism in Eukaryota, Metazoa, Nematoda, Chromadorea, Rhabditida, Onchocercidae. The record is from the annotation of a GenBank genome assembly.
AUGGCCACGCCCCUUUCGUCCCGCCCCACCAUUACUGCACCUCUUAUCACUGUACCUCUUAUCACUGUACCUCUUAUCACUGUACCUCUUAUCACUGCACCUCUUAUCACUGUACCUCUUAUCACCGUACCUCUUAUCACUGUACCUCUUAUCACUGCACCUCUUAUCACUGCACCUCUUAUCACUGUACCUCUUAUCACUGCACCUCUUAUCACUGUACCUCUUAUCACUGCACCUCUUAUCACUGUACCUCUUAUCACUGCACCUCUUAUCACUGUACCUCUUAUCACUGCACCUCUUAUCACUGCACCUCAUCACUGUACCUCUUAUCACUGCACCUCUUAUCUGACCUCUUAUCACUGCACCUCUAAUCACUGUACCUCUUAUCACUGUACCUCUUAUCACUGUACCUCUUAUCACCGUACCUCUUGGCACCGUACCUUUUGGUACCGUACCUCUUGUUACCGCACCUUUUGGUACCGUACCUCUUACCGUACCUUAUGGUACCGUACUUUUGUUAUGUACCUCUUGUUACCGUACCUUUUAUCACCGUACCUCUUGGUACCGUACCUCUUAUCACUGUACCUCUUGGUACCGUACCUUUUGGUACCGUUACCUCUUUACCACCUUUUGGUACCGUACCUCUUGGUACCGUAUAUUACCAUCACCAAAUACCUCUUGGUACCGUACCUCUUAUCACUGUACCUCUUGGUACCGUACUUUUUCAUUAUUCUUUCUUGUUACCGUACCUUUUGGUACCGUACCUCUAGUAUGCCUUUUAUCACCGUAUUUUCGUGGUACCGUAUCUUUUAUUACUGUACCUCUUGGUACCGUACCUCUUGUUACCGUACUUUUUAUCACUGUAUCUCUUGGUACCGUACUUCUAUCACCGUUUUAACAAAAAAGAUAUGGUACAAAAGGUGCGGUAACUCAGAGGUUCUUACCAAGGCCUGA